Magallana angulata is the source of this 5662-nucleotide messenger RNA. RefSeq names its product sex peptide receptor-like. The transcript has 2 exons. Gene Ontology annotation, cellular component: membrane. The record is from RefSeq and is a predicted model, not a curated record. Gene Ontology annotation, molecular function: G protein-coupled peptide receptor activity. Lineage: Eukaryota; Metazoa; Mollusca; Bivalvia; Ostreida; Ostreidae. Gene Ontology annotation, biological process: G protein-coupled receptor signaling pathway. Bases 170 to 1426 code for a protein of 418 amino acids.
CAGCUGUCACACGUAAGACGUACAUUGUAAAUGAUCUUGAUAAAUAAAACUUCCUCAGUGAAUCAGUUCAGUAUGAUGUUUAUUCUCUGACCGAUGACAACAGUGUCAUCUUAUGAUUUGAUGAAGUCAAACUUCACUUUCGAAAAAAAUAAGUUUGCUGAAACUGAGCAUGGAAAAUCAAACAAUGAUGAAUACGACGCAAAUCUUGGUUAACAUUACGGAUUUCAACUUUACUGGUUCUGGAAUCGGUGACGACAACUACACAAACGAAGAUGGAGAAGGUGCAUAUAGUUACGAGACUUACGAAUAUUAUGCAGAUUUUUACGCGAAGAAAUACGAGUAUAUUGGUGAAUGGGAAAUCGCCAUCCGGGGGUACGUCACAUUUUUUAUAGCGCUUGCCACCAUUCUCUCUAACAUAGUCUUAGUGUCUGUGUUCGUCUUCAGAAGCUCGCGUACUUCCACAACCAUUGUGUUGACGUCACUAGCCAUCUCCAAUUCCAUAAUAUGCCUCACACGUCUGCCUGAAGCAGUUUAUUUCAAUAUGGCAGGAAACUACAAGAAUCUUUACAUAACGUACCCAUGGUGCAUUGCAACGCAUGUCUUGUAUGUGAUAUACCAAGUUUUUAGGAUGACGUCUAACUGGCUAACUGCCUUACUUGGCGUACAACGACUUGUAGCCAUAGCUCUCCCUUUUAAACACGGUAAACUGUUCAAUUCUCGGGCAAGCUGUGUUGAAAUCGCUGUCAUUGUUGCUGUGUCCGUGCUGCUCAAUCUAUAUGAAGCUCUAGGAAUCUACAUUUCAGAGCUUCCGAUAUAUAAAACUUGGUACUACAACGAAACACUCCCCUCGAGUUGUACAAGAGAAGUUUCACUAGGGUUAGUUAGUGCCUUCGGAGAUCCAACGAAAUCAAAUACUUUAUUUUUCAUAUUUUCUGGCCUUUUGUACCGGGUACUUCCAGUUUUGAUCCUUAUCUUUACCACAGUGAUGCUUGCUUACUUUUUGUACAAAAGACAAAAAAUGAGAACCUCGAAUACUGAGGAGAAGAAGAAGCAGAUUCAAAGAAUGACAAUCCUCAUCUUCCUUAUUCUUGUCGUCUUUCUAAUUGCCGAAAUACAAGAUGGAAUCGCAUAUUUCAUCUAUGCAGCUGAGCUUUCACAGGACAAAAAGAGACAGAUUCUGUCCAAAGAAGACGAUAUUAGGUGGGAUACGAUUUCAUCAAUGCUUUCUUUGAUAAGCUACGCAUGCAACUUUUGGAUUUUCUUCCUAAUGAGUCAGCAAUUUCGAUCGGCACUUCUGGACAUUUUUAAGUCAGGGUUUCGAAAAGCCCAUAUCUACUUUAAUUUGGAUGAAUCUGACGAGGAAAGCGUUUCGAACACUCCAAACACGAGUUUAACAAGCAAGAACGAGAAAAGUACGUUCGUAUGAUGAAACAUUUUACCAGAAGCUUGCGUAUGCUUUUACAUGGGACAUAAAAACGGUUUGAAAUUAUAGAGAUAUGUUGAUGAAUAUUUUUUUAAAAUUAUUUUUAUCACGGUCUGAAUCCCGAUAAAGUUGGUUUUUCUUUUUGACAAAUUCCAUUUAUUCGCAUGAAAAGGUAAUGCAUAUACAUGUAGAUAAUUUAAGAAUGUCAGAAAAUUGGUUUGUAAAGGUGCGGUCACAUGAUGCGACUUUCCAUCAGAUAUUAAAUCGACUUGCUCAGGUAAGUCGAUUGGAGUAGAUUGUUGAGGUGGUCACACGAUACGAUUUAACGAUGGAUUUUCGAUUUAUAAAACAUAUUCAAUAAUUUUGCUGUAAGGUAAAAAGUCUUUGUGACGUCACGAUUCUCACCAGAGAUUCGAUUGACAAUCGGACGCAUUACACAUUUCCAAUCGACUUCAGACUUUGCUUUCGACUUUCGACUUGAGUGGUCACACGGUACGAUUUUUAGUUGGAAGCUUAUCGGAUGAGAAAAUCUGAUGGAAAAUUUUGUAGAAAAUCGUAUUGUCUGACCGCACCUUAAUUAUGUGUUUUCAAUGAUUAAUUGAUUUUGAAUGCCUGUUUAUUUUUAUUCAACAUUACUGUGUGAAGUCCACGUUUUAACUUGAAAUAUUAACAUUUUAUUCUGAACAAGGAAUUUCAAAACAAUGUACCCAUCAAUGUAGACCGUUGUUUCCUUCUAAAGAAAUGACUGGGCACAUGUACAGGUUCAAAAAAUUACUUGAAAAACUGAAUCGAUGAUGAAACGAUAGGUAUGAAAAGAAAAUAUGUACGGAUAAAUCUGUUUCACCUUUUAUCACAAGUGGUUUAUCUGGAUACACCUAAGAAUUAGAUGAUUAAAACUCUGACGGUUUUGAGGGACAUGAAUCAGAUUUAUUCAUGUAGCUCAAAAGAAUUAUACCAGUAGUUUAAAACAACACACUGGACAGAAGAAAUUGAAAAUUAUAUGUGAACAUAAAAAUACACAAGUAAGAGCCUUCAAUAAAAAGCUUGCCUGACUAAACAGAAUUAUUCAAUGGAAGCAUGCAUGGAUCGAUGAGGCUAUCUUUUAAAAAAUGAAUUUUGAUUUUCGCUGCUGAUCAUAAAUUCAUAAACGGAAAGUUUAUUACUUAAGAAGAAAUGUCAGUCUUUUUCUUUGAUCUAGUGCAUGACAACAUUUGAAAUUAAAUAAUUUCAUUUCAAUUUGAAAUGUACAUGCGUGAAUCAUUCAAAUACUUUCAUGUAAGCUUAAAGGCGAAGAUAAAACAAUCAAAUUUAAUAUUGUUAUACUAAGAAACAUUAAGAAAUUAGGAACGGAUAUUCAAGCACGUAUUAUCUUCAUUCAAAAAAUCUUCACAAGCAAUUAAAAAACCGGGGGGGGGGGGGGUCUCAAAAUCAUGAAGGAAAUCCUAAUCCUAAUCCGGGGGCGGGGGCUGAAGGGGGCGGGUAGUUUUCAUUGUAAUUUCAGUUCAAAUCAAUUAAGAUCCACAUUUUUCAGUGUCAUAUAUUACAUGCGCUGACAGAAGUGGAGGGUAGGGGGCACCCAUGGCAUGUCCAUUUUUUUUAUUAAGUCAAGUUCAGAAAAGUGUCUGCUGCGAAAAAAGUGAGAGAGGAACCCUCCCCCCCCCCCCCGGCCGAUGCUGCGUGCCUGUGAUAUGUACACAUAUGAUCCCCAUUUGAACUAGUCAACUAUUCGGCGAGCACAAAUUGUGGAUGAGACAAACUAUUGCGCGAUGCCCUGCAUGACCAUUCACGCAGUAGUUGAGAUCUCUGAUGGUUUGAAUGAACUCAUCCACCGGCAUAGAUCCAUUUGGAGGACUUGAGUUGCAAUUGUUUAAAGUACUUUCCGGACGACACUUGAGUUACACCCUUUUCAAGAUGAAUGAACUUGCCCAAUUGGUCGAAAUUUAGGCCACGUCCUGCUUCGGCGAAUUUGUUCCUACAGUAAAUAUUCCAGCUACAUGAAUACAUAUUUGUUUGAAAUCAGGAAACACCAUGCACAUACACAUGUGCAUGGUGAACAGCCCUUUUACUUGAAAACUCGCGCUUAUUGUUGUUUAUUGCAUCUUAAAUACCAUUUUCAUUAAUUUGUAAAAUGUAAAUGUUUACAUAUUAAGCAUGCAUUGGUUUAUCUUUUUAUGAAAAAUCUUGAUAUUGCUUGCUCCCAGUGCCUGCAUUGUUUCGGAGAAUGCAACGUUCAAACAAAUUUUUAAAGGUCUUUUUUCACAUUAGGCAAUAAUCCCGGUUUUUUGCAACUCCCUCUUUAUUGUAAUAAAAAAACCCUGUUACAAUCUAUAAAUACAUAUGUUCUUCAAAACUUCCCUUGAUAUUGAACACUGAAGUUAGUUGAUAUUGGUACAAAGAGGAAAAGAUAAGCUACAAAUAUUUAUAGUAUUGGAGAGGUGUGCUUUAUUCUUAAAUGCAUAACAGAACUGGUUAAAAGAGACCAUUGACUUAAGCUAAAUAUGGUUUGGAGUAAAGUGGGAUGAUAAUAAUAGAAUACAUGACCGGAAAGGUUUAAAGAGCUUGUUGUUUAACAGCUGCAGUUUCCCGGAUGAUGUUACAAGAUACAAAUAAUCUAAUAUUUGGAAUAUUUAAUAUAAUGCUAAUAAAUGCGGAAAGGCCAGCUAACAUACGUGACAGCUCUACGACAAUCUAAAAUGGUGACGAUGUUUACUUAUUUUUGGAGGACGUACACUUUUUCACUACGGAAGAAAUAACGCCGGAUGCUUUUGAAAGAAUGGGUAUAUUUUGCAGUGCUGACGUUUGUUAGUUUUAAUUGGAUCGGUAUUUGCAUAUAUUAAAGCAAUAUUAACUUUAUUGGCUAUUGGAGGGCAAAUUAAUAUUGCGUAUCAUUAUAUGUUGUGUGACUGCACUCCAAACACGAGUUUUACAAGCAAAAACGAGAAAAGUACAUUCGUAUGAUAUAACAUUUUUCCAUAAGCUUGCGUAUGCUUUAACGUGGGACACAAAAACGGGUUGAAACUAUAGAGAUCUGUUUAUAAAAAUCUUUUAUAUUAUUUUUAUUAGGGUCCGAAUUCCGAUAAAGUUGGUUUUUCUAUUUGACAAAGGACUAUAUAUAAUAAGGGCCUAAAAUGGUCCCCUAAAAUGAACAUCAUUUUACUAUCAUUCUUUGUUUUCUUAGUACAGAUAUGUAUGUGAUGUAUUUACUAAAUAUUUAUUUUGGUUCAAGUGCCCACAAUUUAGAAAUAUGACAUUGUAAAGACAACCUUUUCCUGCCGUUUUUGCAUUUUUAGCGUAAAACAGCUUGUUUUCAAGCAGUUUUUCCUUCCGAAAACAUAGAGCGCAUUCUUGAACAAAUAAAACAUUUUAAUCAGAGAUGUAUCUAGCCAAGACUAAUAAGUGACAAAAAUAUUUUCCUUGUUCAAGCAUGCGCUCUAUAUUUCCCAUUCGUAAAUAGACAAGAAUAAUGUAAAUUUUUGGCUGAUUUUGAUUGAAUUAUAGAAAAGGCGUCACUUCUGACGUCAUAUACUGCCAGUGAGUGGAAAUAAAUCAAAUAAAUAGAUGAAAAAUAUAUUUUAUAUCAACUCUUCUAAAAAAUUAGUUAACAUUUUAUUGUACCCGAAACACUUAAAAAAGGCGAAUUAUGGGGGCCAAAUUUAACUCUUAUCAUAUAUAGUUCUUUCUUUUAUUCGCAUGAAAAGGUAAUGUAUAUACAUGUAGAUAAUUUAAGAAUGUCAGAAUAAUGCUUUGUACAGGUGCGGUCACAUGAUGCGACUUCCCAUUAUAUAUUAAUCGACUUGCUCAGGUAAGUCGAUUGGAAUAGAUUGUUGAGGUGGUCACAUGAUACGAUUUUACGAUCGAUUUUCGAUUUAUAAAAUCUAUUCAAUAAUUUUGCUGUAAGGUAAAAAGUGUUUUUGACAUCACGAUUGUCACCAGAAAAACAACUGACAAUCGGACGCAUUACAGAUUUCCAAUCAACUUCAGACUUUGCUUUCGACUUGAAUGGUCACAUGGUACGAUUUUAGUCGAAUGCGAUUCAGAUGAGAAAAUCUGAUGGAAAAUCUGAUUGAAAAUCGUAUUGUUUGACUGCAUCUGAAUUAUGUGUUUUCAAUGAUUAAUUGAUUUUGCAUGCGUGUUUAUUUUAAUUCAACAUUACUGUAUGAGGUCCACGUUUUAACUUAUAAACUUGAAAUAUUAACAUUUUCUUCUGAACAAGGAAUUUCAAAACAAUGUACCCACCAA